Messenger RNA from Camelina sativa (false flax), 1236 nucleotides. The record is from RefSeq and is a predicted model, not a curated record. NCBI's taxonomy places the organism in Eukaryota, Viridiplantae, Streptophyta, Magnoliopsida, Brassicales, Brassicaceae.
GAACAUAAUCUAACACAAAAUCAAUAAAAAUGGAGAUAGCACCUCACCUCAACCUCAACUAUACCUUUUCUUUUCUUUUCUUCUUUCUCUUUAUUUUUUUAUCCAAGUACGUAAAAAGACCGACCCCUCACAUAAUCUCUUCUCUGCCCCCUUUAUAUUCUCCACUCUUCUUCACUCUCUCAGUUUCUCAUCUCAUCUCAAAAUCUCAACAUCAAAAGAAGAAGAAGAAGAAGAAGAAAAUAAAGAAGGCAGCUGAUGGGUAACUAUCGGUUCAAGCUAUCGGAGUUAAUCCCUAACGCAUGGUUUUACAAACUGAGAGACAUGGGAAAGUCAAAGAAACAGCAGAGGCAACGAAACAGCACCAAUAAACACCACUUCUCUGUUCCUCCUACUCCUACGACCACCACAACGGCACGCAGUCCUAGGCCUCCUUCUAGACGCUCUCCCAAAACACCAUCCUCCCGACAGCCCGCCGGGAACCGUCUUCGUCACCGAGCCACCGUCGACUCUAAAUCCUCCACGACUUCCGGUGACAGCACUGCCACCGGAACCGGUUCUUUCUCACCGGAGUUUCGCACAGAUCAAGUUCUCCUCCCCGACGAGUCUCUAGAAGACAGCUCCUGGUUAUCCAGAGCCGCAACCUUUACGCCGCCUCCGGAGCUCGAACUUCGGCCGAUCAUUACCAAACGGGCAACCACCGGGCGGAAGACGGCGGUGAGUUCUCCGGCGGGGGUGAGACUUAGACUGCGGUCGCCGCGGGUCUCGACGAGGAAAUCAGUAUCGGUGAGCAGCAGCGCAAGAAGAAGCGGAAGCGGAAGCGGGUCGUCGGCGAGGCGGAGCAGGGCGGUGGUGAAGGCGUCGGUGGAUCCGAGGAGAGACUUUAAGGAAUCAAUGGAGGAGAUGAUAGCAGAGAACAAGAUAAGAGCGUCAAAGGAUCUAGAAGAGCUUUUGGCUUGCUAUCUCUGUCUCAAUUCAAACGAGUAUCACCCUGUUAUCAUCAAUGUCUUUAAGCAAAUCUGGCUUGAUCUUAAUCUUCCACCUUAAUAUUCCAAUUUAUUAUAUUUUUUUUCUUCCCCUUACUUUAGUAAAAGAAUAAGAUGCAUGUAAAUUAUAUAUAUAGUAUGAUUAUUCUUGUACUAAUAUAACAAUUUGGAUGCAUGGUCGUCUAGAUUAGCAUAUGAUUGUACUUCGGCCAUUCCUUGAAUUAUACGUACUUACACGAAUGGGCGGGGCACA